GUAACCAUGAAAAGUUGAGUAAUACGGAGCGAUAUAUUUCGUAUUUAGACAACUUCAAUUAUUGGACUUCCUGAGCAAAAAUCAAUAGCACUUUGGUGUUAUCUCUAAAUCAAUGUAUCUCUAUUUUACAAAAAUGAUGCUUAAGAUUCACUGCAAUUUCAAUAAAUAGCAAACUGAUUUACGACUUAGCAUAGUGGUAUCUUGUUGCAUUAUCAUCUAAUUAUCGCUUUGCAAAUGAAACUCACACCUGACUGUGUCAAAGCCAUAUGUGAAUAAAAGCCUUUCACAAUUAAAAUCACUUUUUGUUUGACCUUUAGGUUGUUUCAGUGUUUUAUUCACCUAUGUGCCUAUCUCAUUCGUUAGACGUACCUCUUAUUACCAUGUUCGAUGGUUAGCUUCUUGCAGUCAAUAAUCUUAUUAUUCUCUACAGUGGUUAGCUUAUAACAGACUUCCAUUUUCUCAUUUGUUUUUUACAGACCCAGUUUAAGGAGAUUGGCAACGCUGUUAUCCCACGAGCUGAAUUAGCUUUCCGGUUAGUAACAAUAGAAGCUUUUAGACACUAUGUGAUUGGCUGCUUGCAACGCAUCGAAGGUGUCCAGUAUAAGAGAAAUACAUUGCAGUUCAAUAUAUGUCUUGUCAUUAAACCAAAAGCAACUGCUAAUCAGGAUGAUAUAUCACACUGGCAGUUCUGGGACGAUUAUUCAGCCGGCGGUUUGAGACCUAACGUCCAAGCAGCUUACGAGGCAUUAACACUAAAGAUUAAUAGAUAUUUUUAUGCUUUAGAAGAACAAUGUGGAUUUCUGUCUCGCUCAUUAGGACAUCAUGAAGGUGUAGAAAAGUGUGUAAAAUUACUCCGCCUUAAAUCAAUUUACAAACAAUUACAUGAAUCCGGAAUGUGUAUUCUUUCGUUUCCCAAUAGUGGCUCUUUGUACUUACGGUUUAGUCCUAGACAGGAUCAUGGGUCGUAUAGCAAUUUGUCAUUCGAUAUGUUUGAACUGGUAUCUGAGGAGAUUUUAAAAGAUAAUAAUGUUGAUGAUAAUGAUUGGGGAUUAGAAUUUGGUCAAAAAAUCCGACAGUUCAAUCUUCAUCAUAAUAAUCAAGUUGUUUUUCCUAAUUUCAAUCCUCAAAGUGAAUCAGAGAUUACUGAUAAUUGUGUGUUUGUUUUAAUCGCUUCUCCAACUUAUCAUCGUCAAUCUAAAAUGGGUUACAAUUUGAAUGGUGGUUGGAGACCAUUGGAUGCUGUGGCUCAACGUGUUUUACCUUAUAUCAACGGUAGACGACGUUUAAUUGAAUUGGCUCAGUUAGCUCAAUUAGAUGUGGCUAUAGCUCGUCUAUGUUUAAUUGAGCUUGCUCGAAUAGGAUUAGUUCGUGCGUUACCAUAUCCUACAUUUAUAAUGCAACUUCUUCAAGCUGAUAAGUUUCCCAACUCAACACUUAUUCCUGGAUGGCUAGGUUUACCACGACUGGCCACUCUACUUACAGACUCCUCUCUUAGCAAGAUGUGCUUGGAAACUGUGAUAGUGUUUAAUUCAAAUCGUCAUAAACUACAAAGUUUAUGUAUUCACGAUAUUUUCCGUCUGUAUACAAUCCUUUGUGGUUCAUCCAAUUUUAGUUUAUCAUAUUUAAUUUCAGCCAAUCCACAUAUUCGAUUUAUUGAAUGUUCAUCUUACAUGAACUCAUCAUCAUCUUCUUCUACAUCAUCAUAUCAUUCCCUUCCUUUUGUAAGAUCAUCAAAACUUUGUAAUUGUCAUGCAUCUUAUCAUCAAACACAUCAUCACUGUAAAAUUAGUUUAUUAAGUCUUGUACAAUUUGGUGAAGUAAAUGGUUUAAUAAGACGAAUUCAGUGUUAUCCUAUAAGUGAUAAAUUAGAAUUAUCUGCUGAACAACAAAUUAAAUAUCGGAUGUCAUCAUCACUUAUGUCAUCAAAAGAAGCAAUUCCUUCAAUGAUGACAACAACUACGACAACUCUUACCACAACCAGUAGUAGUACGAGUUCCAAUACAAAUAUGCAACAACAAUUAAUGCAAUUUCAAACUAAAAAUUCUUCAUCUGUAUUACGACAUAAUUCACGUAAAUUUACUAAAAAACCACAAAUAAUUAAUGAACAAACAUGGUCUAUUUCAAAAUCUCUAUUAAUGGAUGGUCAGCAUAGUUUAGAUUCAAUUAUUACAUUUUUAUUAACAAACAAUGGUAAUACAACAAAAUAUUCUUCAUCUGGAUAUAAAGUACCAGAAUAUAUUAGUGAUUUAUUAAAUUUAUAUCGUUUUGAUGAAGAAUGUCUUACUAGACAAAUAUCUUAUUGUGAUCGUGAUUUAUCUUCGUUUAAUAGAACUAAAACUUCUAGUAGUUUCAGUUUUAGUCCUGAUGAAACUAAUUUUACCAUUCAUAAUAAUAAUAAUAAUAAUAGUCAAACUGUUGAAGAAGUUAUUGUACAUGAUCGAAUAUGGUCUAAGUCAGAAAAUAAUAUGACAACAUUUGUAGAACCAUUAAAUUUAGAUAAGAUAAACUUUAUAUUACCGGAUCUUUAUUGGAUGUGGCGUUGAAAUGAUUGAUUUUUGUUAACUUAUCACUUUUUCUUAUUUUAUUAAUAUAUUCCUCUUUGAUAUUUAUUCAUUGAUUUAUUUCAACAAUACAAUGUUGUACAGUGUAAAGUUAUAAAAUGAACUAAUAUUAUCUUUGGUUUCAUUUACUAUUAUGUAGUUGUUAUUAAGAUUUUGUUACUUAAUAAAACUCUUUCAUUCAAUUGUUAUCUGUUGAUUUUUGUACUAACCUCUGUUUUGAUUUAUUCAAUGAAAAUCUUGGCCGUAAUUCCCUUAAAACCUUUGAAUUUUACAUUUCAUUUAUUCUUCUUUAUCUUCAGAUUAUCUUGAAUAAGUCUUUUGAGAAAUAAUUUUAAUAAAUGGAAUACAUCCAUUAUGACAUUAAAUAAGAAAGAAAGAUUAGUUCAGCGAAGAAUUCUCUUUUCGGCGAAUUCAUUUUCAAAGCUGUACAAUCACCAUGUAUAACAUAAGUUUAUUAUCAGUAUUAUUAUCACCCUGUAAAAAUAAGUAUAUAUAUAUUUGCGAUUGUACAGCUUUGAAAAUGAAUUCGCCGAAAAGAGAACUCUUCGUUGAACUAAUCUUUCUUUCUUAUUAAAUAAUUUUAAAUAUGAAAUCUUAUUAAAUAACUUCAUUGAAUAUGUAUUCUAGUAUUAAUUAUAAAGCCUAUUGUAGAAUUAUAACAAAAUAUUGAUUGAAAGGAAAUGUCUCUUUGUUCAAUCUAUUCAUAUCGAUAUUUGUUUUAAUUUAUCAUUCUUAAAUGAUUUUAACUUUUGAUAUUUUGUACAAAUUAUGAAAAUAUACAUUUUUCUUAUGUA
Messenger RNA from Schistosoma margrebowiei, 3355 nucleotides. Lineage: Eukaryota; Metazoa; Platyhelminthes; Trematoda; Strigeidida; Schistosomatidae. The record is from the annotation of a GenBank genome assembly.